Messenger RNA from Camelina sativa (false flax), 1122 nucleotides. NCBI's taxonomy places the organism in Eukaryota, Viridiplantae, Streptophyta, Magnoliopsida, Brassicales, Brassicaceae. The record is from RefSeq and is a predicted model, not a curated record.
AUGAAAAAACGGCGGUGCAAUGCACCAUCAUUUUCAACGACGCCAAGGAAUGAAGAAGAAGCAAUUUCAGAAUCCAUCCCUUAUGAUCUCAUCAUUGGUAUAUUCAUGAGACUGCCUGCGAAGUCUAUAACAAGGUUUCGUUGCGUAUCGAAGCUAUGGGAUUCCACAUUUGACAAUCCAGAUUUCACCGAACCGUUCUACACCAUCUCUUCGUCUCGCCCGAAGCUAUUGUUCAGCGUCUUAAAAGACGGUAAAACGUUCUUCUUCUCAUCACCAAUGCCUCAAGAUUCGUCUGCUUUAGCAGUCAAUAUCCAUAUGAGUUUCCCAUUUAAUCGUACCUUUGAAAUUUGCCGUCCUGUUCGUGGUUUAGUAUGCGAGGAGGGUAGUGACAAGCUAUCUAGGGUAUAUGAUCCCAUCGGCAAACAAUUCAAACUACUGUGCAUGAUCCAUUCACUUGCUGGUGGAGGAUCUGCGUAUGAACCGUGUGAGAUUCUGACAGUAGAACCCGGAAAGAAACCAUCAUGGAGAGAGAUCUCAUGUGACAUAACUCAUUGUCGUGAUGUUUUGAAUCGUAAAGCUGGCCAUAACGCAUAUGAUGGUAUAUGCAUCGAUGGCGUUUUGUACUCCUUAGCAUCCGUUUUUGCCGGUUACAGCAGGUUUCACAUUAUAGUUUGCUUUGACUUUACAUCUGAAAAAUUCAAGUGUAUAAACCAGACUUUGGUAAACUACAAGGGUAAAUUAGCUUUGCGUCAGGGGUACUCUGUUGAUGGGGAAUACAGUGGUUAUCAACUAUGGGUUUUAGAAGAUGCUAAAAACCAGAAAUGGUCGAGUUAUAUCUACUCUUGGUCUCCGCGUCCUCCUCUUAAGAAAAUAGUUGUUGCAAAGACUAGGUCAUCUAAGAAAGAGACUCUAUUUUUUGUUGGAACAAGUGACACUGGUGAAAUUGUCUUGUCGCCAAAGAUUAUAUCCGACUCUUUCUACCUCCUUUACUGUAAUCUCGAGAAGAGCACUUUGACAAGAGUUGAGAUCCAAGGAAUGGAAGCAUUUAAGGAUCAAAUAGCUCACGUCUUCCUAGAUCAUGUAGAGGAUCUGAGGAAAAUAUCUAGGAUCAUGGCCUCUUAA